AUGGCUGGUCGAGAACGAGAUAUGUUUAGAAAGUAUGAAUCGGGUAGUGCUAAAAGACAGAAAAAACGAAAGAAUGAAGAGUUAAUUAAUAAACAACGCGGCUUCAUUAAUAGAUUUAUUUCAUUGAAAAGAGAUGAUUCAGAUGAAGAUAAAUCGCUUAAAAGUGAUAAUAAUGAUGAAGAAAAUAACUUAAAAAGUAACAAAAAAGGCGAGUCGUCCAAAAAUGAAAAAGAUAAUUUUGAUGAAGAUAAAUCGCUUAAAAGUGAUAAUAAUAAUGAAGAAAAUAACUUAAAAAGUGACAAACAAGGCGAGUCGUCGAAAAAUGAAAAAGAUAAUUCAGAUCUAGAUGAAGAUAAGUUGUUUAAAUGUGAUGAUAAUACUGAAAAAAAUAACUUAAAAAGUGACAAAGAAGGUCAGUUGACUAUUUACAAUUUGGAUGAGUGGAAAGAUCCAGGAAUGGAUAACUCAAAAUAA
Messenger RNA from Metopolophium dirhodum (rose-grain aphid), 474 nucleotides. Its product is annotated as GATA zinc finger domain-containing protein 24-like. Lineage: Eukaryota; Metazoa; Arthropoda; Insecta; Hemiptera; Aphididae. The transcript has a single exon. The record is from RefSeq and is a predicted model, not a curated record. Bases 1 to 474 code for a protein of 157 amino acids.